Messenger RNA from Anguilla rostrata (American eel), 4392 nucleotides. Its product is annotated as high-affinity choline transporter 1-like. Bases 721 to 2361 code for a protein of 546 amino acids. Gene Ontology annotation, cellular component: plasma membrane. Gene Ontology annotation, molecular function: choline:sodium symporter activity. Lineage: Eukaryota; Metazoa; Chordata; Actinopteri; Anguilliformes; Anguillidae. Gene Ontology annotation, biological process: acetylcholine biosynthetic process; transmembrane transport; choline transport. The transcript is spliced from 9 exons. The record is from RefSeq and is a predicted model, not a curated record.
UUAAUUAAUUUAAUGAAUUAAUAUUUUUUAAAACUCCAACUCCAACUUCAACAACUUUGCCAGGACUGCAUUACAAUUUCAGUCAGUAUUUUCCAUGUCAAACAUCCAGCCAUACUGAUCAAGUAAUCUUGGAAUUCACCAGAAAUGUUCAUUUCACAGCUGCUCACAUUUCUUCUGGGGUCAUGCCUCCAGACCCUCGUAGAGGGUUGCAGUUCUCGAGGUCAAUUAAUCUGAACCCACAAAUAUUCAAACUAAUGUUACACCCUUGACCUGGCUACUGGGUUCCGAGCACAUUACCCUGACCAGACAGUGUCCUGAGGAUGCCUGACUCCAUGUAGGGGUGCUGUGACCUUUUAUGACAAUAGCCAGUGUUCCCCUUUGGGAUGAAUGGGUAGAUAAGGUGUCCAUCUAACCAGGCAGGCAUUCAGGCUGAGCAGGUUGAGUUCAUCUUGCUCCUGAUAAAUAGACAAAAGUCUCCCCAGGAAAAUGGGUAAGUACAAGUUCAGUCUUAUUAGACAGGUAUUUGACCAGAGGCUAAAAAAGCUGCAGAUAUUCAGAUAAAAGGAGGUGAAGGUGAAGACAGAUACAGGUGAAGACAGAUACAGAGGAGAGACUGAAAGGUUAGAAAUUGCUGUUCAAAAUCCAAUCACUGAUCCACACCGUAGGAAGUGGUAAAAGGCAGUUACAGGAUUUCCAUACAAGCUGCAGGAGAGGAAGACAAUGGCUGCAAACAUCCCAGGGCUGAUAGCUGUAGCUGUGUUUUAUAUGAUCAUUCUGGCAACUGGAAUAUGGGCAUCUCGAAAGUCCAAGCAAGAGGAGAAGAAAAGCACUGGGACAGGGACAGAAGUCACCCUGGUCGCUGGGCGAAAUCUAAAUACCAUUGUGGGAAUUUUCACAAUGACAGCUACAUGGGUUGGAGGAGGCUAUAUUCUCGGGACUGCUGCUGCUGUCUACAACCCUACAAAAGGCUUGGUUUGGGGUUUAAUGCCUGUGCAAUACAUAGUAAACUUUUUAGUAGCUGGUAUUUUCUUUGCCAAGCACAUGAGGGAUAAGAAGUAUGUAACUAUGAUGGAUCCCUUCCAGCUGAAAUACGGGCACACUCUGACCUGCGCUCUUCUGAUUCCUGCACUGAUUGCUGACGUGAUGUGGGUAGCAUGUAUCAUGGCAAGUUUAGGAGGAACUAUGGGCAUCAUUCUGGAUAUAUCAUCGUUCUACUCAAUCUGCAUCUCAGCUGCUGUGGCGAUAAUCUAUACGCUUCUCGGGGGAAUGUUCUCUGUGGCGUACACUGAUGUCAUACAGCUGGUGUUCAUCUUUCUUAGUUUGUGGAUGUGUGUUCCAUUCCUGAUGGUGAAUCCAGCAUCUACUGAUAUCACACUCACAGCAUUCAAUGGGACCUUUCAAGCUCCUUGGGUGGGAACAUUGGAACCAGAGAAUCUGGGUCUGUGGCUUGAUGAUUUUUUGGUUUUGAGUCUAGGGGGUCUGGCUUCUCAAAUUUUGCAUCAGAGAAUUCUUUCUGCAGCAUCGUCCAAAGACGCACAGGUCAUAUGUUUUGUUGCAGCUGGUUUCUCAUCCAUCAUUGGCAUUCCCUCAAUACUUGUUGGGGCAGUGGCUGCAUCAACAGACUGGAACAUGACCAGUUAUGGUUCUCCAUCCCCCUAUGACCGUGGUGAAGCUGGUAAAAUUCUUCCAAUCGCUCUGCAGUACCUCACACCCAACCUUGUCUCCAUCUUGGGGAUCGGGGCUAUAGCAGCAGCAGUGAUGUCAUCCAUGGACUCUUGUCUCCUGGCCUCUGCUUCCUUAUUUACCAAAAACAUCUACAAAACCAUAAUUAGAAAGCAGGCUUCUAACAGAGAGCUGCAGUGGGUGAUCAAGAUCUCAGUGACAGUGGUUGGGCUGGUAGGAAUGGGGCUGGCCUUCUUAGGGAACAAUGUUCUGACCUUCUGGGUCUUGGGUACUGAUGUGAUGUACACCCUGGUCUUGCCUCAGCUCGUCUGCGUUCUCUUCUUUCCUGUCUCCAACGGUUACGGUGCUGUGGGGGGUUACAUCCUGGGAGUGAUGAUGAGACUGCUGAGCGGGGAACCUCUGCUGCACUUGCCCCCUGCCAUCCACUUCCCCGGUUGUAGGCUAAUCAGUGGGGUCUAUGUCCAGCACUUCCCCUGUCGGACACUGGCAAUGCUGAUCUCCCUUUGCUCCAUUCUUCUGAUUUCUUAUGUGACAUCACUGCUAUUUGAAAAAGGCCUCCUGCCAAAGAGCUGGAAUGCAGUGCAGUCCAGGAUUUAUAAUGCAACUAGUGGUGCUGAAGAAAAAGCUGAUGACACCAUGCCUGCUGCUUCAGAUCAACUACUUGACACAACUUGUUAGAUCCCAUGUUAAAGCGAUAUUAAUUUUUGUAUGGUAAUUGUUCCUUUUCUAGUAUUUCCCUAAGUCUGGACUGUUUUCUUUUUUUCUCUUAAAAGGGCACAUUGUCUUUUGGCGUUUUCACUGAAACUUGUGUAUAUAAUACAUUUUGAUGUAAUGAAUGAUUCUUAGCUCAACUGGUUAAUUUUCUACAAUCAUGGAAACUCUUUACAUGUAAACAGAAGAAAGGUUGCAAUUUUCAUUUAAUUUGAUUGUGAUAUUGCUUCCUGAUAUUUUUUAAAUACUCUGGUUGAUAUUAUGUGAGUGUUUCUAACUUUGAAGUCAGAAGAUAUUAUUUUUUGGUGACAAUGGUAUUGUAAACAUGUCCUCCAUUUCUGAAAACAGGGUAUGUCAUUUUCUGUGCUUGCCCAAAGUAGGAGAGCAGAACUUUUAUUAGAUAGAUUAGUCUGUGAUCAUGCCAGUAUGCUUGAUUCUUUUGAAAGCAUUCAUUCAAUGUGAGGAGUUAGAACUCAAUGUAUUUUAAUGGACAACAAUGAUGGAAAUUAAUUCAAAUAAAUUACUUGUCAUUGACCGAUUUGCAAAAUAUUCGAGAAUUCAGAUCCUUGGCCUGCAUUGGUCGGCCCAGUAGUAUGCAAUAUUAGCUGCGGACAGAUACACAAACACACGCACACACACGACCGAAUGCAUAAUCCCCUCCAGGCUCGCGCCUGGCGGAGAUAAUGAACAUGUAGUCUCAUAAAAAUGAUAAAGAUAUUGCAUGUACCAUCAGUAUUUACAGAUACAGAUCUAUUAUGUCCCUAACAGGGUGAUAUUCACUUAAUUGUAGCCUACAGUUUUAAGUACGUACGCCGGGUGAAUUUGUGUUCCUGAGAGUAAGACAUAUCCCAUUCAUGGCUGAAUGAAAAAAAAAAAGUGAAAAUGAACAAUCAAAAAAAAAAAUGACGUUUGUGAGGUCAAUUUGAUACAGGAGAACAGGAAAAAACUUUCCCAGGUGCAACCUGUUCUGAUGUGUGCGCGUGCUCUAACUAAAAAACAAAACUAUCAUGCACCACCCAUCUAGCCAUCCCACCCCCAACUAUAGUUCUUGUGAGAAAAUUCAAGAAAUGUUUUCCAGCCAGAAACAGAAACUUACGUUUUCUGGCCAGAAACACACCAUUCAGGUAAAAGGCAGUGAUGCCAUUUCUGUCCCCCAAAAAAGGAUUGUAUGGACAAACACAAUGUGCAGCAAGUGCAAGAAAUACAUCUGUGAAGCCCAUGCUUUCAGAAUUCCAUACUGUCAUAUUUACCCAGGGGGGUAAACAAAGGAGGAAAAAAUACCUAUGUUGUGUGUUCAUGACAGUUGAUCCCCUCCCUUUGCCUCCGAGGGCUUGUUUGACAAUAACUGUGUUUUUGAAAGACAUUUUAGACAUUUAACUGCCAUACCUGUGUUUAUAGCCCACAGCAAGAAGGUACAGACACUGUGUCAAGCUGACAAGCCUUGUCUCUAUUAGAGCACAACCUGCCCACUGGCUGUCUGGAGUGUGAGUAGCCCUGUGAUAUGGAGUUGCCCUGAGAUAUACCAAUGGGAAAAUGUAUAUGCUUUGUUUCAGAAUUGUACUGGUAAAAAUGUAUCUAUGGUUUUGGUAUACAUGUAUUCCAUUUAUUAUCUUUGGGUCAAAUUUCUCCAUUGUCUUCAUGGAUGGGGGUGUUACGUGCUGGUGAUUAAGCCAACCCCCAGCUGGUGAUCUGUGCUUCUCUCUCUCUCUACCUGUGGCUUAGUGCUCCUCCUUAACAAGCUGCUGAUUACCUGAUUGGCCUCACAUGCCUGUGGCCCUACUUAAGCCCUGCUGCAGCUGAUAAAGUAUUUAUUUCCAUGUGUAAAUGUAUUUGAAAAUACUUCAUUUACACACAUUUUCAAAUACAAAUACAUAUUUGUAUUUGACCCCAGGUCUGUUGUGUUCAUUGUGCUAUAUUACAAACAAACACAUAAAAAGAAGUUACAUUUUUUUUAAACUAAUCAAAUUAAAAACUGAUGUGAAUCAAUAGGCUCCUAAU